Messenger RNA from Cajanus cajan (pigeon pea), 2631 nucleotides. NCBI's taxonomy places the organism in Eukaryota, Viridiplantae, Streptophyta, Magnoliopsida, Fabales, Fabaceae. The record is from RefSeq and is a predicted model, not a curated record.
AAUUUUUAUAGAAGUGUAUCUUAUACACAUCGUAUUCUACAUAAUUUUAGAAUAGUUGUAUCGCUUAUUGUGAUAUGUAAAAUAUUUGUGCAUCAUAGAUAAUGAAACUAUCUUGGUGGACUUAUUUUACCAUAUAACAUUCUAUGAAGUAGUGUGAUAGGAGACCCGCAGUUAAACAGGUCUAUGUUAGGAGGGGAAAGGGAGGCAGUUAGUUAGUUUUUAAUAACUAACUGAUAACAGGCUGUAGGGAUUGAUAUAUUGUAUAAAUAGGAUAACAUAAGGGGGAGAGGGGUGUGGAACAAUAUUGUAAUCUGGGGAGAGUGGGCACUCUCGAAUUUGCCUAGUGUACUGAAUUUCGAUUGAAUGUUAGCGUGGCUCGGCAAGGGGGUCAAUAAGAAACCUUGCAAACAUUCUUUUUUUUGGGGUUUCAUCCCUUCACUUCUCUCUUUUUACCAGUUGAUUCUAUCAACUGGUAUCAGAGCUGGUACGAACCUGAGGCGAUCAAGGAUGGAAAAGAAAAUGGAGUUCCGGUUGGAGCAGGUGGAAAAGGGCUUGCAGGACAUACAGAAACGCGCGGCGGAGGAAACUGAAUGGCGGCGUAACAUCAAGGGGGCGAUGCGCGAGAUGCUGGAGCAGUUGAAGGAAAUGCGAGCAACUAUGGGGACAGUGGGAGGUAACGGUCGUGAAGGGGACGAAGAGUCUGGGGACCCAAGAACGAAAAAGAAUGGGUGGAAGUGGCGAAACCUGGAACUUCCGCUGUUCCAGGGGGAUGACGUGUUGGGGUGGGUCGAAAAGAUGGAGAGAUAUUUCAGAUUGAAGGGGGUAUGGGAGGACGAGAAGGUGGAGGUUGUUAUGGUGGCGUUGCAAGGGAAGGCGGUGGCGUGGUUUCAAUGGUGGGAAGGCAGAAAUCAAAAUGCUUCGUGGACGGGUUUCAAAGGGGCAUUGUUGAGACGAUUUCAGCCUGAGGUGGUACAGAACCCAUUCGAGGUGUUGUUGGGCCUUAAGCAAGAAGGGAGUGUGGCGGAUUACAGGGAGCAGUUCGAGGCCAAUUCUGGGCCUCUCCGGAUUGGGGAUACCAAUUAUUUGAAGGGCAUUUUCUUGAAUGGUCUCAAGGAGGAGGUUAAGGCGGAAUUGAGGUUGCAUCGACUCAAUUCAUUGGAAGAAAUUAUGGAUUUGGCUCUAUUGAUAGAAUCCCGAAAUUCGAUCUUAAGGAAGGAGGUGGGGGGAUCGUUGUCCACCACUAACAGAGGGGGAUGGAACAAGAACCUCUAUGGCAGUCGGAGGGACGAAGAGAAGAAGAAUCAUGAUGAACCCAGGGAGACGAAAGGGGAGGAUAAUCAAAAGGGGGAAGGAAAGACAAAUUGGCGGUGGAUGACUGAUGCGGAGUACCAAGAAAGGUGGAGAAGGGGAAUCUGUUUCCGAUGUGAAGAGAAGUAUUCACCGGGACAUGUGUGCAAAAACAAGCAAAUCCGAAUAAUGUUGGAGGAGGGAGAGACAGAGGAGGAUGAAGAGGAGGAAAUCCAAUGGGGUGGUAAGCCGUCCACCACGACAUUAGAUUUUCGGAGUAUGGUGGGAAUGACCUCAAAACAUUCGUUCAAAUGCUGGGGAAAGAUAGGUGAUAAUUCAUUUUUGGUCUUGGUGGAUUGUGGGGCUUCUCACAACUUCAUUGCUGAUUCAGUGGUAAGGAAACUAGGGUUGGUGGCAGAGAAAACAGAACCAUAUUGGGUGAAGGUAGGGGAUGGUCAUAGUGUGAAGGCGCAGGAGUUGUGUGCAGGGUUGGCAAUAGAAGUACAGGGGUCCUCUUGGAGGCAAAAUUUCUACCUGUUUGCCUUGGAUGGGGUUGACGUGAUAUUAGGGAUGGAAUGGUUGAGGGGGCUGGGAGAAAUUAAGGUUAAUUUUGACAAAUUAACCUUAAAAGGCAGAGUGGGAGGAGAAGUCUAUCAAAUCAAGGGUGACUCUUCCUUGAGUGUGUCGGAAGCACCAUUGAAAGGCACCCUCAGGCAAUUGAAGGAGGAGGAGGAAAUAUUUUGGGUGGAAUGUCGUGUGGCUGAAACUGAGCCAGAGGAAAAGAUGUUAGCAGUGCCCGACAACAUUAACCAACUACUGGAGGAGUUUGAAGAGGUUUUCAGGGAACCCCAGGGACUGCCCCCAUCAAGAAGGCAGGACCAUGCUAUCAAUUUGAAGGAGGGGGCAGAGAUUCCUAACCUCAGACCAUAUAGGUAUCCCUAUUACCAAAAAAAUGAGAUUGAAAAAUUGGUGCAGGAUAUGUUGCGGACAGGGGUUAUCAGGCCUAGCAUCAGCCCCUAUGCUAGUCCUAUAAUUUUGGUUAAAAAGAAAGAUGGAAGCUGGAGGUUUUGUGUAGAUUACAGGGCGUUGAACAAGGUAACCAUACCAGAUAAAUUUCCAAUUCCAGUUAUUGAUGAGCUUUUGGAUGAACUGACUGGGACCACCAUAUUUUCCAAAUUGGACUUGAAAUCUGGUUAUCACCAAAUUCGGAUGAGAGCGGAGGACAUUCACAAGACUGCUUUUAGAACUCACGAGGGGCACUAUGAAUACUUGGUAAUGCCGUUGGCCUUACUAAUGCACCCUCAACAUUUCAGGGGUUAAUGAAUGAAGUAUUGAGGCCAAUUU